Messenger RNA from Rosa chinensis, 1984 nucleotides. RefSeq names its product cytochrome P450 704C1. The record is from RefSeq and is a predicted model, not a curated record. Gene Ontology annotation, molecular function: heme binding; iron ion binding; monooxygenase activity. The coding region runs from base 18 to 1559 and encodes 513 amino acids. NCBI's taxonomy places the organism in Eukaryota, Viridiplantae, Streptophyta, Magnoliopsida, Rosales, Rosaceae. The transcript is spliced from 6 exons.
GUAUUCGAUAUUAGUCCAUGAGCGUCAUGGAUUUUCUUUCCAUUUCAUUGCAUCCUAUACCUAUAAGUUUAGCAGCAAUUCUUUUAGCUAUGUUUAUGGUUAGACCCCAUGCCAGAAGAUUAUGUGAGAAGAGAAAGAGAUAUCAUCCUGUUGCUGGAACUGUCUUGAACCAACUGAUCAACUUCCCUCGGCUGCACCAUUACAUGACUGAGCUUGCAUGCAAAUAUACAACUUACAGGUUGCUUGGCUUUUUCAGAAGUGAGGUUUACACCUCAGAUCCUGCAAAUGUUGAAUACAUGCUCAAAACGAACUUUGUAAAUUAUGGCAAGGGCUUGUACCACCACAGCAUUUUGUCAGAUAUUGCAGGGGAUAGUAUUUUCACUGUGGAUGGGGAAAGCUGGCAGCAUCAAAGGAAGUUAUCAAGCUAUGAAUUCUCAACCAAAAUAAUGAGAGACUUCAGCCUGCAAGUCUUCAGAACCAAUGCAGUAAAACUUGCUCGGAUAAUUUCUGAAGCUAUAACCUUUGACCAAGCAAUAGAAAUCCAAGAUUUGUUUAUGAAAUCCUCCUUAGACUCAAUCGUCAGGAUUUUUCUUGGUAUCGACCUUGACACCAUGGGUGGAACAAAUGAAGAAGGUAUCCGGUUUUCCUAUGUCUUUAAUGAAGCAAACGAAUUUAUCCUCUAUCGAUACGUUGAUUUCUUCUGGAAGAUCAAGCGGUUCUUAAACAUUGGUUCUGAAGCAGUGCUAAAGAAUCAUAUCAAAGUGAUAGAUCAAUUUAUGUAUACAUUAAUCAAAAGCAAGAUGGAUGCGGUCCAUCAGUCAGAAGAUAAUCUACCCCUAAAGAAAAGAGACUUUAUUUCAAGGCUUUUGGAAAUGAAAGAGACCAAUCCAAAGUAUAUUAAAGACAUGGGAGUCAAUUUUAUUAUUGCCGGGAAAGAUACUGUGGCUACUGCUCUUUCUUGGCUUUUUUAUAUGCUCUGCAAGUAUCCUCGUAUACAAGAAAAGAUUUCACAGGAGGUUAGAGAAGCAACCAAUAUGAAAGAUAAUUCAAGUAUGGAUGAGCUUGCAGCCAGCCUUACUGAAGAAGUCCUCGACAAAAUGCAAUAUCUCCAUGCAGCUUUGACCGAGACACUCAGACUUUACCCUGCAGUUCCAGUGAAUGCAAAGGUUUGUUUUUCUGAUGAUACCUGGCCAGAUGGAUUUAGUGUCAAAAAAGGGGAUAUGGUGGCAUACCAACCUUAUGCCAUGGGCAGGAUGAAGUUUCUAUGGGGUGAUGAAGCAGAAGAGUUUCGGCCAGAGAGAUGGCUUGAUGAAAAUGGCAUUUUCCAGCCAGAAAGCCCUUUCAAAUUCACGGCCUUCCAGGCUGGUCCCAGAAUUUGCCUAGGAAAAGAAUUUGCUUAUAGGGAGAUGAAGAUCUUUUCUGCUGUGCUUUUAGGCAACUACAUAUUCAAGCUGGCCGAAAAGAAAACAGGGGUCAGCUACAGGACCAUGAUCAACCUCCAUAUUGAUGGGGGACUUUACGUUCUUGCCGCUCCAAGAUUGAAGCUUGAAAGAUCUUAGGUGUUUAGUGAAUGCAGUACUGUACUGGUGUUUAAUUACCACUAUAAAAUAAGUUACUUAUUGUGAAUUGAAACAACAUAUCGGUAGCAGUGAUGUUCUCCAUUGGAUUGUGAUAUUGUUACACCAUUAAACUGAGAAUGACUUCGAAAUGGGUCGUUCGGCAUCGUUAUCGUAGAAAUUCAGAAAUAAGUGCUCUAGUUAUUGUACUCGUCUUUCUGAGCACAACUUGUCGGCAAUCAGAUAUAUAGGAGAGCAAGAGCUUAAGCAAAAUGUGGACAAAAGACUUUUUUGUUGUAGGGGGAGUGCUAGGCUCACACUCAUACACACUCACCUGAGCCACACUCGGACAUGUGUCAAGUUCUCAUUGAUUUUUAAUAUUAAAGUACACAAUAACAAUAAAAGCUGUUUUUGUAUAAGUCCAUAAA